This is a messenger RNA of Nerophis lumbriciformis (worm pipefish), 2127 nucleotides long. The record is from RefSeq and is a predicted model, not a curated record. NCBI's taxonomy places the organism in Eukaryota, Metazoa, Chordata, Actinopteri, Syngnathiformes, Syngnathidae.
AUGGAGCAGGACACGCAAUGGCUCUACCAGCUCCUGGCAGAAGUGCAACUGGAGAAGUUCUACCUGCGCGUCCGAGACGGCCUCAACAUCACGCGCGUGGAGCACUUCGCGUACGUCAAGGAGGCCGACCUGGAACACGUCGGGAUCAGCAAACCGGCGCAACGAAGAUUGUGGGAUGCGCUAAAACGCCACAAAGCUUCCAGAGGCUGGCGCUCGUGGGUGCCCAAGGGGUUCGGCGGUCGCGGUCCCGACGCCGCCGUCGGGGAGCCCGGCUCGGAAGGCGGAAGGCCGGCCCUUCCCAGCCUGAUCCAGGACAGCGAGCUGAUUCUAGGGGAGAGGCUGGGCUCCGGUUCCUUCGGGGUGGUCAAAAAAGGCGAGUGGCACACCCCCACCGGGCGAGUUCUACCGGUGGCGGUGAAAUCGCUCCGCAGCAGCAUGUCCCGACAGGCGGAGACCUUGACGGACUUUUUACAGGAAGUGACCAGCAUGCAGUCACUGGACCACCCGCACAUCAUUCGACUGUACGGUGUGGUGCUCACGCAUCCCCUCAAAAUGGUGACCGAGCUGGCCCAGUUCGGCUCGCUGUACGAUACGCUGCGCUCUCGCCAGUUCGAGUACCCGUUGACGCGCUUGUGGCUGUUCGCCGGCCAGAUAGCGGCGGGCAUGGACUACCUGGAGACGCGGCGCUUCAUCCACCGCGACCUGGCCGCCCGCAACGUCCUGCUGGCCUCCAGGGAGACUGUGAAGCUCGCCGACUUCGGUCUCAUGAGAGGCCUGAGCCGGGACGCCGACCACUACGUCAUGUCCGCGCACAGGCGCAUCCCUUUCGCCUGGUGCGCCCCGGAAAGUCUCCGCGUGGGCUCUUUCUCGCAUUCCUCCGACGUGUGGAUGUUCGGCGUCACCCUCUGGGAGAUGUUCACUUAUUGCGAAGAGCCUUGGCUCGGUCUCUCGGGAAGACAGAUCCUGUGGCGCGUGGAGCGUGAAGGCGAACGCUUGGAAAAACCGCCCGACUCCCCCCGGGAGAUGUACGCCAUCAUGCGCAAGUGCUGGGCGUGCAACCCGUCCGAUCGGCCCAACUUCGCGCAGCUGGCGACCAUGGUGACCGAGGCCAAGCCCGCCGAGGUGCGGGCCGCCCGGGAGUUUGCGGAAGCCAGGAAAUUGGCGCUGGCGCCCGGAGACAUCGUCACUCUUGUGGAGCACGGGCUGGAGCUGAGCGAGUGGCGCGGCCAGAACCAGAGGACGCUCAGCGUGGGCUGGUUCCCUCCCGGCGUCGUCGUGCCGCCCGUCCCGGCGCCUUCCGGCGAGCCGGCGCCCGAUCCGGUCUCAGAUUUCAUCUCGGCACCUAUGAGAGGCAGCCUGCACCACGCCGCGCACGGGGACGUCCGCCCGGAUCGCAGCUGGGGAACGCCCGACAACCUGGAAGACAGUGGCGGCUUUAGGCAAGCCACGACCAGGGAGAAGGAGCCGUCCAAUCUGCAAAAAAUGUCGGGUUUUUCCCGAAGUCUGGAGUCCGUGCUGAGCGGUCGCCAGUGCCCGGGGCCCCCGUCGGCCUCCCGGGGACGGGCGUACCCGGUGGUGGCCCGUAGCGUGGUGGUGCAGCAAGACCCCCGGCGCUUCAGCGAGGCCAGUCUCCUGCCGCCCCCGCGCCCACCACCGCCUCACCUCAAGCGCUCCAACUGGAAGCCUCAGCGAAGGCCCGCCACGGUUCCGCCGCCCCAACCUCCGGGGGGCGCCAACCUCGUCAAAAUGUCCCAUCUGGCGCGUUCCACGCCUCAGCUGGAUGAACCCGCAGAUGCCAGGGAGCGUCUUCGUGAAAGAGAGAUUCCGCCGCCGCCACCGCUACCGCCCGCACACCUCACCAGAGAUGCGCUCAUCUCGCAGGUGAUGGACGCCGUGCACGGCGUGACCAUCGAGGAGGCUCGCGCCGCACUGCAACGCAACGACUGGAACCCGCCGCGAGCCGAGCAGCAACUCAAGUUGGAGCAGCUCUACUCGUUGAGUCUGUGCUCGAAGGAGGACUGCCUCAGGAUACUCGCCCGGUACCAGUGGAACCUGCAGCUCGCCAGCCGAUACCUGAUCCGCUGGUCGCGUGACGAUCGCUCCGCUUCCGCCGAGCGACGCGUGUAA